Molecule: messenger RNA, 945 nt
Organism: Aptenodytes forsteri (emperor penguin)
Lineage: Eukaryota; Metazoa; Chordata; Aves; Sphenisciformes; Spheniscidae
Gene: MSS51
Product: MSS51 mitochondrial translational activator
Exons: 3
Source: RefSeq, a predicted model, not a curated record
CGCUUCCACGCGCGGCCGCUCACCAUUGGCUUGGGGCUGCGGCUUUUUGGCAUCGACCCCCUGGCCAAGGUCCUCACUGUGCACGUGGUGGGGGCGUCCCACGUCGAGACCCUCAACACCCGGCUGACGGACUACGAUGAGCUGACGCGGAUGUUCCCGGGGCACCGGGGCGUGGAGGUGGUGAUGGUGGGGGUGGACGUGGUCGACGGACCCGUCAUGAGGCCACCCCUGGCUGCGCCAGCGCCCCGGGGAAGGGUCUAUCUCAGCAGCUACAAGGGGCUGUACCACGACUUCUGGGAAAGCCACGUGGAGACGAAGCUGGCUGCCCGGCCCGACCUGGUGGUGGGCUUUCACCCGGGUUUCCACGCCUGCCCAGACCUGCUGGCGGGCUGGCUGCCCACCCUGCUGCUGCUGCGGGACUACUGCCUGCCCGUCCUCUUCACCGUCUACAGCGAGCAGGAGCUGAAGUCCUCCCUGCAGAUCCUGGUGGAGCUCGAGACGCAUAUCAUGGGCUAUGCCGCCAACCCCUUCGCCUCGCUCCGGCCUGAGCAGGUCUACUCCAGCCCCAACAAGGCGCCCGUCUACUGCAGCUCCUACUACAUCGCCCUGCUGGGGCCGGUGGUGUCAGCUGUGCCGGCUGCCGAGGCACUGGAGGACGGUGAUGGCUGGCAGGGAGGGGAGCCCAGUGCCGCCGGCGCAGCGGGGGGCAUCGCCCCAGGGCUGGGCUGACCCCCUGCAGCCAGCGCCGUCCUGCCUACCCUGCCCACCCGACCCCCAGCCCCUCACUACCCCGUCCCAGGACCCCGGCUCCCCAUCCCGAGAUCAGCGAUCCAGCCAUCCCUUGCCACACACAUCCAGUCCCAGGGAACGUGGCACCCCAGCACAAGUACGGCACAGGCACGGCAUCCCUCCACGGAGCCGAAUAAACCACCGCCAGCAGCCGGC